Molecule: messenger RNA, 2949 nt
Organism: Penicillium concentricum
Lineage: Eukaryota; Fungi; Ascomycota; Eurotiomycetes; Eurotiales; Aspergillaceae
Product: DEAD/DEAH box helicase
Exons: 11
Coding region: 1-2949 (982 amino acids)
Molecular function (GO): ATP-dependent chromatin remodeler activity; ATP binding
Source: RefSeq, a predicted model, not a curated record
AUGGAUGAACCGAUUGAAAGCAUCACAAUUUCAAACGAGGAGAUCACAAACCAGAAUCCAAUUCCCAUCAAUGACGUGCAUAUCAAAAUCGAGCCAGAUCCGGUGAACAGUCUGACCAAGAAGACAAACCUGGAGGUCUCUAUCCCAACUUGCAAGCCAAAUCAAGAACUGCGCGCGGCUUACCUUCUCUCGAGAAAAGUCCAGAGCCAAAGCCUUAUACCAGAUGAUUUGUCCAAGGAGUCCGAUGAGAAAUCUCUGGAUGAAACAGACUCGCAAAACACCACCGAUGAUGAGCAACCAUUUGAGGACGAUGAGCAGCCUGCUGCUGAUGCUGAUUAUCGGUUUUAUAGCGACGAACAUUAUUCUUCUGCAGACGAGGAGUCGCCAGACUCUUCUUCUGGCAGUGAUAGUGACUCCGAUCCCAUGGAUUCUUCUCCGAAGCCAACCAAGACGCGCUCAGGCAAACCGAGCAAGGCAAAAAAGCAAAAGACAAAUGUCUCAGCAGCCUUGAAUGAGACGGUCAAAGGCUUGAUGAAAAGCAAUAUACUGAGCUCUGCAGAUGCGAAUGGAAAUGGGAGUGAUAUGCAGAUUGUCCCUGUGUCUGAGAAAAGGAACAAGAAAAAAGCGAUCGCGGAGGAGAUUGCCAAGCUUCCAGUUGGCGACCAAGCUCAGGCUAACAAGGACGCGACUGCACUAAUUGAGGAUUCUGUCAAGCUCAAGGGGUCAAUCAUCAACAUGAACUGGAAGAUUCGGGGUGUCAAAACAACUCUGAAGCACCAUCAGCGCGAUCGCGAAUCCUCAAAUGAGGAGCCGAAUGGAGGCUUGCUCUGCGACGAGAUGGGUCUCGGAAAAACCCUCACAGUUCUUGCAACUAUUGCGCACGAAAAGCUCCCAACUCGCUCCAAAGGCCCUACCCUAAUAAUUGUCCCAAGAAGCUUGGUUGCACAGUGGAUCAAGCAAAUCAACAUGCAUUGCGUGAAAAGGAUAAGUGGGGGAAUUCUCGAGCACUACGCUGGUUCACGAACAGGCCAGCACGAUGUUGUGAAAGUGAUGCAAAAAAAGGUUAUUGUUAUCACCACAUACGAGGAAGUCUGCGGUUCACAUCCGAAGUUGAAGAUACCAUUGGAGAUCAAGUCUCCUGAAGAGCGUGAGGCUUGGAGGAAGGAGGAAUACGAACGCAGAGCUGGACCUUUCCAUAAGAUUGAGUGGCACAGGAUUGUUAUUGAUGAAGCUCAUUCGAUCAAGAAUAAAGAUUCCGCGACCUCUAUUGCUGUCCGGGCCUUAAAGGGCAAAUUCAAAUGGGCUAUGAGUGGGACACCUUUGCACAACGGUGUGGAAGAGCUUUACCCGUACUUGCAUUUCAUCUAUACAUCACAGAGAAUGGAAUAUGAGUCCUUCUCGAGAAAAUUCUCCAAUGGAUUGGACAACAUCCUGGAUACCGUACUGCACCGCAGUACGUACAGUACCCGGAUAGUUGGCAAGCCCAUUGUCACGCUACCAGGCAUCAGCAACCGAGUCGUGGAGGUCGAGCUUUGCCUAGCUGAAAGGCUUCUUUACGGGGAGAUCCAGGACCUUGGCACUGCAAUGAUCAAUGGUUUGGCAGAUACAAAGAAAAAGCAAGCCAAAUGCAUCUUGGUCGUCAUAUUGAUGCUGAGAAUGUUUGUGAGCCACCCGCUCCUCGCCCAGAAGUUCCUCGAGACAGUCCUCAAUCGACGUGUGAUCCAAGAGCUCCAAGUCAUGGCACAAGAAGAAGAACAAGAUGUGACCGAGACUCCAUCAAAGAUCAUCAUCAACUUGCUUCUCACUGUGGCAGACAAGGUAGCUCCCCGACCAAGGCCUCCAGGAGACUUCAACGAGCUUCAUGACAUAUAUCGCAAAUACCUCUUGCACAUCCGUGAAAACGAGGAAAAUCCACAGUAUCAAGAAUUUUUGCGCAGGAAGUGCCCUCGAUGCGAGGAACUCGUACUAGGACACGAGGCAUAUGUGGUUACAUCUUGUCAACACGUUUACUGCCAAGGUUGCUUUGAUGGGCUUCCAGACGAAGAUGGAAAGACCGAGACCAUGGCCCGCGUCUGCAGCUCCUGCAAUAAGCCCAUCGAGGAAGCCGGAUACUCCGAGGAUUUGCUGAAGAAAUCUCCAAAGAAUUCAUCAAAGAAAAGAAAACAAGGCACGCCAAAGAAGAAAGGCAAGGAGAUCUUCGAAAGAAAACAACGGCCUGGAAAUUCUUUCAAAAAAAAAGUUCUAUCCAGAGAUCUAUCAGAUGACGAGUGGGACGAUCCCAGUGAGAAUGAGAGUGAUUGGGUUUCGCGUGUUGGCGAUCGCAUGCCAUCAGCGAAAAUCACAGCGGUUCGGGAACUUGUCGCAAAUUGGGUGAAAGAGGAUGAGAACACCAAGAUCGUUAUCUUCGCUCAGUUCCUGAAGACCAUUCAACUUCUUCAGUUCAUGUGUGAGAAAGAGGGCUGGAAAUAUGCACUCAUCACAGGGAAGGUAGCUCCACCCUCGCGUGACGAACAAGUUGAAAAAUUCGGCAAGGAGAAAGACAUCAAAGUCAUGAUUUCUUCCCUGAGGACUGGCGGCGUUGGUCUCAACUUGACCAUGGCUAAUAAAUGCAUCCUCGUGGAUCCUUGGUGGAAUAAAGCAAUUCAAGACCAGGCAUACUGUCGCCUGUACCGCAUUGGACAGCCCCGCGCAGUCGAAUACGUCCAAAUCAUUGCCAAAGCAUGCGUUGACACGUGGAUGAUCAGCCUGCAGAAAGACAAAACCGAGAACAUCUGUCAGCUGCUGAGUCCGGACUCACUUAAGGAGAUACUCGGCUCCGGGGAUGUCCGUGAGCAGCCAAAUGGUGGAUUUUCGAUCUUGGCUAGGAAGGGAAGUAAGCACCUCCACAGCUGGACACAGGCUGUUGGAUCAGGAAUACUUGAAGGGGUGGACUCUUCAGAGGAAGAUUAG